Neltuma alba is the source of this 1214-nucleotide messenger RNA. Its product is annotated as psbP domain-containing protein 2, chloroplastic-like. NCBI's taxonomy places the organism in Eukaryota, Viridiplantae, Streptophyta, Magnoliopsida, Fabales, Fabaceae. Gene Ontology annotation, cellular component: photosystem II oxygen evolving complex; extrinsic component of membrane; photosystem II. Gene Ontology annotation, biological process: photosynthesis. Gene Ontology annotation, molecular function: calcium ion binding. The transcript has 3 exons. The record is from RefSeq and is a predicted model, not a curated record. The coding region runs from base 92 to 832 and encodes 246 amino acids.
GAUAACCCAACCCGAGGGCAGGGGCUGGCUGCUCAAGGAUUUGUCCUAUGAGGCUGAAGAUAGAGCAUCGCUGGCUUCACCGUGCUAUGCAAUGGCUUUGACAAGUAGUUUCACCGUUCUACAGAGCAGCCUUUCCCUGCGACGUGAUGGAUUGAUUUAUUCUUCUCCAAAAACAUUCGUCUCAAUUUUAUUGUCCAAACCGAAAUCUUCUUUGGUGACUCAAAAUUGCAAUCCCAGAUCCAGCAGUGAUGAACCCUUUUUAACUAAGAGGAUGCUCAACCUUACCCUUGUGGCAAUGUCGAUAUGCGGUUUGCCUGAUGUGUCUAGUGCGUUGUUGGCUGAAGAAAUGGAGCUGGAGAGGUACACGGAUUCAAAGGAAGGUUUCACUCUCCUGAAACCCUCUUCUUGGAUGAAGGUUGAUAAAGCAGGAGCAACUGUGCUGUUUCAAGAGGCAAAUAUGGGAAGUAACAAUAUUGGGGUUGUGGUGAACCCGGUUCGCCUUGAAAGUCUUGAAAAGUUCGGAAGUCCUCAAUUUGUGGCUGAUAAGCUUGUUCAAGCAGAAAAACGUAAGGAAAGCACAAAGGAAGCAGAGGUGAUUAAAUUCGCAGAGAGGUCAGGAGGAGGGGGCUUACCAAUUUAUGAGUUUGAAUAUAUAAUUGACAGCACUCGGGGAGGAAUGAAGAGGAUUUUUUCUGCAGCAUUUGUGGCCUCAAAGAAGCUCUAUCUUCUUAAUAUUGUUCACUCUGAUAAACCAGAGAGUCCUCUUGACCCUCAUAAAAGAAUGAUAUUAGAGCAAGUGCUUCAUUCUUUUGAUGCAGCAACUUUGGUAUGACGUGCGCACGAUCUAGUUCUGAUUCUUUUUGUUCAUUCCCAAGCCAUGGUGAUCAAGUACUAACAACUACUCAAAUUUUAUUUCACUAGCAUUUACAAACAGGCAGCAUGAAAAUUUGAUGUACAUCUUUGACUAAGUUCAAGUUCUCUGAUAAGGCUCGACGUAUCAACUAUCAUUUCAUAUUAAGAGUGACCUAAACCUUUUUUCUGUGUGUAUUCAUGCAUAAUUUUUGUGCACGUGUACAUUCGUAGUCCUCAAAACUCUUGACCUGUCUCUCUUAUAUCACGAAGCUAACAUUACAUACUUAGCCCUCUCCUUUUCGUUUACCCACAUGUAUCAAUACAAUACAGAUGACGUGCCUUAUUUAUGGGCAUGGUCUUAU